Molecule: messenger RNA, 1334 nt
Organism: Tremella mesenterica DSM 1558
Lineage: Eukaryota; Fungi; Basidiomycota; Tremellomycetes; Tremellales; Tremellaceae
Exons: 8
Coding region: 49-1236 (395 amino acids)
Source: RefSeq, a predicted model, not a curated record
UGCCAUCAUACUUUCUCUCUGGAACACCUAAGUGACAUCUCGGGCAAUAUGUCUGAACCUCAAGUGGAUCUCAAGAAACCUGUACCUACGGAUAAACCGAAAGAAGAGGUCAAAGGUCUGACUGAUGAUGCUCUUACAAAAUAUCAAUCAGCCGGUCAUAUACUCGCUGAUGUUUUGAAAAAGUUUGUACCCCAAGUCGAAAUUGGUAAAAAAGUUCUUGAUCUUUGUAUUGAGGGAGAUAAGUUAGUCGCUGAGGCUGUGGCUCCAUUGUGGAAUAAAUCGAAAAAUGGUGUUAAGAUACAGAAGGGUCUCGCAUUUCCCACCACCAUCUCAAUAAACAACAUUGUCGACCAUUUCUCCCCUCUACCUUCUGACCCUGAAGUUAUUCUGCAAGAAAAUGACAUUGUCAAAAUCAUGCUCGGUGUCCAUAUCGAUGGCUAUGCCGUCACUCACGCCGAAACAAUUCACCUCUCAAGCAAGACUGAAGGUCUUUCCGCCGAUGUCAUUCAAGCGGCAUAUGACGGGGCUCAAGCUGCUAUACGAGUACUGAAAGCUGGCGCCAAGAAUUGGGAGGUAACGGAAGUGGUGGAUAAGGUGGCAAAGUCGUAUGGUUGUUCGGCUGUAGAGGGUAUGUUGAGUUGUCAAUUUGAGAAAGAUGUGACGGAUGGGAAGAAAAGAAUUCUGUUGAAUCCAACUCCGGAGUUGAAGAGGGAGCAUGAAACUUGUACCUUUGAAGAAGGAGAGGUUUAUGGAGUGGAUAUAUUGGUGGUAACAGGUUCGGAUGGAAAAGCUAAACCCGACCCAUCGCGAACGUCCAUCUACAAAAGAGGAGACAUCAGCUAUCAACUUAAAAUGAAAACGUCUCGUGCGGUAUUCUCCGAAAUUCAGAAAAAAGCCGGCGCAUUCCCUUUCAAUCUGCGAGCGUUAGAGGAUGAGAAGAGGGCGAGGAUGGGUGUUCACGAGGCAGUGACGCAUGGCCUUCUGAAACCAUACGACAUUGUUCAAACUGCUGUCGGUACCUCCGUCGCUCAAUUCUUCUUCACUCUCGCUUUGUUGCCUGCCGGGCCUCUGUUACUGUCGCCCAAUCCGGUUUGGUACGCCGCCGACAAACUGUCAUCGUCCAAAUCUCUUGAGGAUGAGGAAUUGAAAACAUUGUUGACACAGCCCCUCCGUGCGCCCAAAAAGAAGAAGAACAAGGUUGGGAAUGGGGAGACGAAGGAAGAGACGAAAGCGUGAAUGAAUCAUGAAGAUGAAGAUGAGAUGAGACAAGAGAAGAAAUGAAUGACAACCACACGCAAAGAAUGUACACAGCAUAUGCAUAGUGGUUUGUUACG